Messenger RNA from Heterotrigona itama, 2249 nucleotides. The record is from the annotation of a GenBank genome assembly. NCBI's taxonomy places the organism in Eukaryota, Metazoa, Arthropoda, Insecta, Hymenoptera, Apidae.
AUGGUUAGUGGUCCAUAUGUUUUUAAGUGUUUUUUAAUUUAAAUUUAAGAGUUAACUCAAACAAAAUGACUGCAAUUGUACAAGAGGAUAACGAGUUAAAGAAGUUACUGGGCAACCCUGCAAAAAAUGCAGGAGAGGAUAACUUGAUGGGUCCGCCGCAAUCGACUAAUGUCCCGCGGCCAAGUACAUCACAAAAUGUCAAUCCACAAUCAAUGAUAAGUCCUAUGACUCCAGCUAAUAGUACAAAAGAAGUGAUAGAACCUUGUUUACAAAAUGUAGUUUCUACAGUGAACUUAGGCAUUGAAUUACCACUUAUGUAUAUAAAUACUAGAACAAGGAAUUCUGAAUACAAUCCAGCACGAUUUACCGGUUUGAUCAUGAGGAUCAGAAAUCCGAGAGCUACGGCAUUGAUUUUUCAUUCUGGGAAAUUAGUAUGUACAGGAGCUAGAUGUGAAGAGGAUUCUUAUUUAGCGACAAGAAAAUUUGCAAGAAUAAUUCAAAAGCUAGGCUUUGGAAUACAAAAUAUAGUUGCCACGUGUGAUUUAAAAUUUCCAAUCAAAUUAGAAAAUUUAAAUCAUAUACAUGGACAAUUUUCUAGUUAUGAACCUGAGCUAUAUCCAGGUCUUAUAUAUAGGAUGGUAUCACCAAGAGUGGUAUUACUUAUAUUUGUAAAUGGGAAAAUCGUAUUAACAGGUAAGAAUGAAUUGAAGUGUUGAUUUUUUUUAUUAUUCAUUAUCUGUAUUAUUAUUAAAAUUACUUUCAAUACAUAUAACCAUAUUUUAGGAGCAAAAAAUCGAACUGAACUGCAGGAUGCACUAAACAAUAUAUAUCCAAUAUUGAAAAGUUUUAGAAAGCAAUAACAGUAUUUUCCAAGUUUCAAGAUGUUUUUUACGGUAAUAUAUGACGUCCAUUGAAGCAACUAAAAUUCAUCGUAUAUUAAAUUAUUUAAUUGAUUAAUUUAUAUUGACGUUAUUUAUUAAUGAAUUUUAUUCUAGUAAUAUCUUAAAUUUACGACGAUUAAGUAAAUUUUAACAAAUUUAGUGCAAUAAAUUAAUUGCAUAAUUUAUACAAAUUUUAUACAGAUAUAAUAGUAUAAAUAUAGAUAAUAUGUUAGACUGACAUUCUCAAAUAGUUUAUAAAUAUACAUCUUUUGUACGUAUAGAAAUAAAUGGAAUGCAUCAUUUUAACAUACAUAUAUAUUUUUUUACAUUGUAAAUAACAAAAAUAGUACUCAGUUUUAUAUUGCUAUGAAAAAAAAAAAUAUAUAAUUGAUAAGUGUGUAACACAUUUAUAAAAUUUUUAUCUUACCAGAUAUAAUGCAAAUGUUAAGAUUAAGAGAAAACUAUUAUAAAUAUAUUUUAUACGUAGAUUAAUUAUUUAACAUCUGUGUAAUUUAUUAUCUUCCGAAACAAGAAUAACUUUUUAACAGAAUACUUAUAAUUCUUAAAAACAUAACAUAUUUAGAUUAUUUAAUAUAUUCUUUGUAUAUGCAUUUGGUAUAUGUACAUUGAUUUAAAAUCGUUACUUUGCAUCAUAAUUAGUAAUAUGAUAUUAAAAUAUUUAUAUAUGUAAUUUUAUUUAGCACCAGGUUUAUGAAAGGGAAUUAUGAAAAUUUUUUUUAGUUAUAAAUUCAUUUCUACUUCAUGUUCUUUUCUUUUUUUUUUUUACUGAAUCACAUAUUGGACUGAGGAUGUUUUUUAAUAUACGUUAAAAUGCUGUAAAAUUUCACAAACGAUAUAUAUCUUAAUAGUUUCCAGCAAAAUAUACCCAAUAUUUUAAUAGACGACGUUUAGACCUUUCUUCGCCGCGAUCGGUAAUUUUUCACCUCGGAAGAACGGAUUUUCUUCCUGAAAUGAUAUAUUAAAAGUUUAUUUAGAUUAUAUUAUAUACAUAUAUUUAUUAGCUUUAAUAAUCUAUAAUUAAAAUUACAUGAAACAUUCAAAACUUGAAUUAAGAGAUCAAACGUUUACGUUGAAAAAACAAAUGUUUUAUUUUUCAUUUUAAAUAUAUAAUAUUUACAAUUUAAGGCUAUUCUCUCUAUUCUGAACGUCACAUAAAAUUCACGUAAAAUUUACAAUUUCCCAACGAGAGUGUACUAUUCAAGAUAGAGAAAACGAUUAAUAACGAUUAAUUAAAGAAUCUUUUCAUUGUUUUGUCAUCGCUUUGAUUAGAUAAUUCAAUUUAAAGAAAUUGAAUAUAUCUCUUACAGCUUGGAAUUGAUCGACGAUUUGGUUGAAAUUGGAGUUUGA